AAUGACAUGAAUGACUUGACUUGACUUGACUUGACUUGACUUGCAGUAAACAAAAAGUACAGCUGAGGCUGAUGCACCUAUAGUUUCAAAGGUAUGUUGUUAUAAAACAAACGUGUAAAAAAAUUCAGACGUUAAAAGAGUUCAAUAGCAAGUCCUCAAACAGCUGUGGAGUUUUCACCUCAUGUUGGCACGGUAGGAAAGAUCUGUGAGUCACCCAAGUCAUUAGGGGCCAUCUUUGCAUGACAUUUUGAAAUACUUUAGUCCCAAAUGGUGAACCAAGUACCAGCUGAGCAGAUGGCAGAAAGGAUACUCCUAGCAAAAAGAAUGUACUUUUGGUACAACCAAGAGCCUAUUGUGUUUAAACUUUACUUAUCUGCAUGCAUUUUAUCAGCUAUUGAACACACUGCUGUAUUAUUAUCAUUUUUUAAACCCCACUUAUGGCUUUCAAUGCCCCACUUGGCUUCCAUGUGUAGAAUUUGUGUUUGUGUUUGCUUCAGGCACACGCACAAUUGCACGUAUGAUACAAUGCGUGUAAGUAGGUACGCUGAAAGCCUAUUAUCCAAUUAGCGGCGUUGGAGAAGAGGUCGUCCUUGGCACGGCAAUUUCCCAAUUAGGGAGGAACACGUGAAUUUGCUCCCCUACUUAGAGACAUGGCAGUGGGGCAUUCGCGUCUUCACAGAAAGAGACAACACCGUGUCUGUAAAAAUAAAGAAAUCAGUGAGUGAAAAAAAAAACAAAAAACAAAAAAACAGAACCCUGAAAUAUGCACGCUUUGGUGAACGCCUUCAUUCGUUGCCUCUCCUUCCUCUUGCCUCCUUCUUGGCUUUGUGUCAGCUUUUGCUUGUGGGUUGGGAAUGACUGCGAAGAGACGCCGCCGCGGCCCAAUCCCAGAGCUCGUUUCAAAAGCAGAAAGCCUCUUACAUAUGAGGAAGUAGCAGCAGUAGCGGCAGCAGCGCUAGAAGCACAAGGAGGCACCAUCCCGUCGGUCUCGCCAGGUCCAGGCUGCGUCUCGCUGGCUGCUACAAGCCCCGCUGCUCCUCAGGGCCCUCCGUCGGGUCUGAUUUGGAUCGGGGGUCUCUGGCGAGCCGUGGAGCGCGUCCUCGGAGCACCCUGGGUCCUUCUCCGCCAUCACUGGUGCCCGAAGAAGCGUCGAGCAGCUUUGCGCACCCCAUAUCCUGUCUGUGCCUUCGAGUCGAGUGAGAUUAGAAGCUCCCAGGGAGGCGCUGCUGCCGCUGCUAUAACCGAGGGAGGGAAGGGACCGGGCGAAACCACCUUGACUUAUUCGGGGAACAUGAGCGUGUCCGCGGGUAUCCCCAGUCUGAACCCAGCGGAGUGCGCCUCGGAUGCAUCAGGGGAGCAGGGCAUCGAUGAGGUAAUUACCGUGGACCAGCACUCGCAGGAGAUGGGGCCGGUGACGAUAACGGUGGCUAUCCAAGCAGCGGAGGACGAGGAGCCGGAGGAAGUGUCAUCCAAUAAUAUUGAGUUCCUCGGAGGCAGCUGUAGCGAGGACGAAAUCGGACGACAUGACAAGUCAAGCGGCGCUGGGACCAGCGGAGGUGAGUUGGAGGAGGAGAGCUGGCAGCCCCCAGAUCCGGAGCUCAUCCAGAAGCUGGUCACCCAGAUCGAGUACUACCUGUCCGAUGAGAACUUGGAGCACGACGCCUUCCUGCUUAAACACGUCAGGCGCAACAAACUCGGGUUUGUCAGCGUCAAACUGCUCACCUCGUUCAAAAAGGUGAAACACUUGACUCGUGACUGGAGAACAACUGCUUAUGCCCUGAGACACUCAAAGAUACUUGAGCUGAAUGAUGAGGGACGGAAAGUGCGGCGUAAAUCUGCAGUGCCGGUCUUUGCCAGCGAGUCACUGCCUAGCCGCAUGCUGCUGUUAAGUGAUUUGCAGAGGUGGCCAGAGCUGGCCGCCCUCACCAAGGAUAAUGGAAGUGGCGAGGGAGGAGCCACUCAGCAGGAGCAGCUGAUGAAACUGUUACUGAAAGCGUUUGGAACUUAUGGCGCCAUCGCCUCCGUCAGAGUCUUGAAGCUGGGGAAGGACCUGCCGGCGGACUUGAAGAGGCUGAGCGGUCGCUACACUCAGCUAGGCUCCGAGGAAUGCGCCAUUGUGGAAUUCGAGGAGGUCGAGGCCGCCGUCAAAGCCAACGAAGCUGUCGGGAGCGAGGACGGGGGCGCUUCGCUAGGGCUGAAGGUGGUCCUGAUUGGCACCAAGCCGCCUAAAAAGAAGGUACAAAAAGAACGCCCCCGUGAGGAGGGAGGGAUGCGCAAGAGUCGCUCUCUCAACAGCAGAGUACGAGAGCUUCAGUACCACGGGGAUGACUCGGCGUGCAGCUCCUCGGAGACGGAGAGCACUCCCACGUCGCCCAGGUUGGCUAGAAAGUCCCAGUCGUGCAACAAGCUCAGCCCCACCACCGCAGGAAUCAGCUUCCAGAACAAUCACCUGAGUCCUGGCAUGUCCCCGCGUAACAGCCCCUGGUCCAGCCCACGUGCCAGCCCCUGUCCGCAACGCAAAUCGCCCCAUUCCCACAAGUCCCCGUUAGUCGUUGAGGGCAGACUGAGCCCCGAGCCUGGGCGCCGCUGGGCAGACUACUCCUCAGACAGUAGCCUCACCCCUUCAGGGAGUCCAUGGGUUCAGCGGCGCAAGCAGGUGGCAUCUCAAGAGAGCAGUCCAGUCGGCAGCCCCAUGCUGGGUAGAAAGAUCCAGAACGCCGAUGGCCUGCCGCCGGGAGUAGUGAGGCUGCCGAGGGGCCCUGAUGGGACCCGUGGCUUUCACUGCGUCACCGUCGGUGAGAGGGGAAAGACUGCAGCCACUCAGACUUGAUAUGUAGGGGCAUCCUUAUGCAUCCCCUAUCCCCCAGAAACAAAUUGACAUACUGGAAACCUGAGCUGUUCUCGGCAGUGUUGCUCAGCCCCGGCCCCACAUUUGAGACUGUGUAUAUAUAGUUUUGUUGAGUGCAUCAGUUUUCAGUCUUUGUUAUAUUUUUAUACAGCAUUUUGAGUUACCAUGGUAACAUUAGUGAUUUGCUAAUGGGAAUAUUGAGUGAAUGUACUGAUAUUGCUUUGAGAGAAUACUUUACAUACACCACUGAACCAUGUCACCUCUCUUUCAUCUAAUACUGGUCUAUCAUGGGCGAGCCGGGGAAGGAUUUCCACCUUUUUCCUUUCUCUUCUUUCUUUCUUUUUUUUUUUUUUUAAUUAUCAAGUGUCUUCUGUCUUGUGUGUAAAAUCUAUGAGCAUUGUCUGUGGAUGGUGUAUAAAUGUGUAAGUGGUAUAAAUGGCAUAGGCACAUGGACUUGAUAGAAAUAUCACCAUAUGCCUUCUGUAUUUGUCUACCGUGAGAUCCAUGUUUUGUUUUGUUUUUGUUUGUUUUUUUUUAUUUCUAUUGAAUCUGAGGCCAUAAUCGCUCUACUGCCAUAAAAGGUCGCACAGCUCAACUUGGACAUUACAUUUUCUUUUAGCAUUUAUUUUUAAUUUCAUACUUUUCAGUAUGCUUUGGCACUUAGUUGGUAAAGGUCUCUUCUAGACCCCUGGAUACGUUUGUCAGGAAGCUGCUUUAUUUAUUUUGUUUUAGCAUUUUACGUUUUCUCAGUUCAUCCCAGGUCACAAUGAGGUUUGAGGGACGUUCAGGUCAGGCAGAAUAGAUGCUCUCAUGUUCUUGCCUUUACAUCUGAGCUGGGGUAUUUGUACACUGCAAUUACUAUUGUACAAAUAAAUCACUAAAAUUGCAA
Molecule: messenger RNA, 3737 nt
Organism: Mugil cephalus (flathead mullet)
Lineage: Eukaryota; Metazoa; Chordata; Actinopteri; Mugiliformes; Mugilidae
Gene: larp6a
Product: La ribonucleoprotein 6, translational regulator a
Exons: 3
Coding region: 764-2830 (688 amino acids)
Biological process (GO): RNA processing
Cellular component (GO): nucleus
Molecular function (GO): mRNA binding
Source: RefSeq, a predicted model, not a curated record